Molecule: messenger RNA, 4284 nt
Organism: Candidozyma duobushaemuli
Lineage: Eukaryota; Fungi; Ascomycota; Pichiomycetes; Serinales; Metschnikowiaceae
Exons: 3
Coding region: 1-4284 (1427 amino acids)
Source: RefSeq, a predicted model, not a curated record
AUGAGGUUCCUUUCGCUUCAUGAAUGGCUCACAGUGGCCUUUUACGUCUCUGGAAUAUGGGGCUUGACCGUCUCCCAGGACACGGUAAUCAUCGACCCACCAAACUUGGAAAUCGGGGAUCUUAUAAUUCAAAGAGGUGCAUCCUACUCCAUUGUGAAUAAUAUACUUACUGCUCUUGGUGGAAACUUAUUCAAUGAGGGCAGAUUUUUCGUGACUUCUACAAACAAAUUGGCUUCCUCUGUAUCGAUCACCUCUGGAACCAUCUACAACAAUGGCGUGAUAGCCUUCAAUUCGCUUGAUUCCAGUAUUGUCAGCAGUUACACGUUAGACUCAAUUGGCGAUUUCACCAAUCUUGGUUUCAUGUGGUUUGGAAUCGCCUCCCAUUCAAUGGUACCGCCAGUUUUUCUCGCAUCGGUUACGAACUGGCAGAAUUCAGGUAACAUCUUCAUUCGUCAGGCUCAAGGAGAGCCUUCCUCUAUCACAAUCUCACAGGUAGCUGGGUCCAUUACCAAUAAUGGUGCAAUUUGCUUGGAAAACGUCAACUGGGUACAGACCACAAGUAUCCAAGGAACUGGCUGUGUAUCUGUAAUGGAGGAUGCUAAACUCCAGCUUCAAACUAGCCCUUGGGGAGUCGACCCUGAACAGACGAUUUACCUUGGCUCUCCCACUUCUAAGUUGUCCGUUUUGGGUUUGUCCGAAGGUAUUACUGGUACGAAGACUUACCAAGUCAGAGGGUUUGGAAACGGUAACGAGAUUAGCGUCAACUUGGGAUUCACAGGCCACAAAUAUGAAGGAGGAGUCUUGACACUUACGUUUCUCGGCGGCUUGUUCAAGUUAGGUUUUGACAUCGGCGACGAUUAUGACAAAAAUGGCUUUACCACCAACGGACCUUUUGGAACGGGAGACAAAAUCUACUAUAAAGGCGACCACAAGAUCAUUAUUCCCGCUGUGUGUUUAUGCGUUCAAUUCCCUGAUCCACCAACUGUGGCCUUACCUUCUUCGACUAUUGGGGAUUCAAGCAGUAUCUAUACAUCGGAGGAGAUCCUGACAGACGUUGAAUCAUCAAGAGAGCCAGUUUCAGAGCCUGCAACAUCAAGCGAUUCAGUUUCCGAGCCUGCAACAUCUAGCGGUUCAGUUUCCGAACCUGCAACAUCUAGCGAUUCAGUUGCAGAACCUGCAGCAUCUAGCGAUUCAGUUUCAGAGACUGCAAUAUCAAGUGAGUCAGCUUCAGAGACUGCAGCAUCUAGAGAGUCAGUUUCAGAGACUGCCACAUCUAGCGGUUCAGUUUCCGAACCUGCAACAUCUAGCGAUUCAGUUGCAGAACCUGCCACAUCUAGCGAUUCAGUUUCAGAGACUGCAAUAUCAAGUGAGUCAGCUUCAGAGACUGCAGCAUCUAGUGAGUCAGUUUCAGAGACUGCAAUAUCAAGUGAGUCAGCUUCAGAGAUUGCAACAUCUAGCGAUUCAGUUGCAGAACCUGCAGCAUCUAGCGAUUCAGUUUCAGAGACUGCAAUAUCAAGUGAGUCAGCUUCAGAGACUGCAAUAUCAAGUGAGUCAGCUUCAGAGAUUGCAACAUCUAGCGAUUCAGUUGCAGAACCUGCAACCCUGGAACACACUUUGUCUGAGAAUUCCAAGUCUGAGACUUCCAGAUCUGAGACGAAUUCGUGGGAUCACUCUGAAGAGGUUUCUGAAGCCUCACACGAGGGUCCAUCCAAAACGUCAGAGGAGCCUUCAGAUUCGUUGACUUCAGAUCAAGCUUCGUUGACUUCGGAUCCAGAUUCGUUAACUUCUGAUCACUCUCAGAUCACUACUUCUCCUACCUUGACUGAGUACACCACGACAUGGACCACCGAAGACGAGGAUGGUAAGCCAACUACAGAAUCAGGAAUCGUAGUGGUUACCACAGAUUCUGAAGGCGUUGUUACCACAACCACCUCGGUGAUCAGCUUGCCCUCAGAAUCAGACAAGCCCUCGGAGUCAUGGCCUACUUCAGAAACCACAAAGACCGAACCUGAAUUAUCCUCAACAACUGGAGAUUCAAGUAGUGACUUCGAAACGCCUUCCGAGACUUGGCCAGACCAAUCUACUACGAAAUCCUCAGAAUCACAUCCCGACUCGUCCUCGAUACCUGGACCUGAUUUCUCCAGUUCAGAGUCUUCAAAGUCGCUUCCCGAUACCUCCUUGACAUCAAGCGGCGCUGAGACCACAGUUGAUGUUUCAUGGACAUCAAGCGGCGCUGAUACUACAGACAUUGUUUCAUGGACAUCAAGCGGCUCUGAUACCACAAAUGACGUUUCAUGGACAGCAAGCGGUUCUGAUACCACAGAUGACGUUUCAUGGACAUCAGAGAGCACGGGUCCUUGGCCUGGCCAGUCUUCAAAGACUACAGAGACAACGCCAGACUUUUCCUCUGAUUCUUCAGAUUCGUGGUCUGACUAUCCAUCGACCUCAAAGUCGUCUGAGACAUGGAACGAUAAGUCUUCGACUGAGACGUCGAAAACGUCCAAACCUUCAGAUUCCUGGCCAGAUGCGUCUUCCACCUAUGAGUCUUCAAAGCCGCAUCCCGAUGUUUCGUCGGCGUCCAGAUCUUCGGAAUCUUUCCCUGAUGUGUCGUUGACCUCGGAUGUUUCAAAGCCAUGGCCUGACCACUCUUCAGCAUCGGAGCCUUCGAGGCCAGUACCAGAAUUUUCUUCCACUUCCGAUCGCUCCGAAACUCCAGAAUGGUCUUCAUCAAAGCCGUCGAAGUCCUCUGAGACUUGGUCAGAUGUCUCUUCCACUUGGGAGCCUUCAAACCCAUGGCCCGACCAUUCCACCUCGAAGCCAUUCAUCGACAUCAGAUUGCUCCGAUUGUUCCGAUUCAAUCACAUUCUGGCCUUCUUCAUCGAAUCCCCAGAUGUACCGUCAAUCUCAGAGCACUCUGAAACCUCAGAGUGCUCUGAAACCUCGGUAGAUGUUUCAAAAACACAGUCAGACUUGUCUUCAACGUCGAAACACUCAAAGCCCUGGCCUGACUUCUCGCUGGCCUCAGAACAUUCCAACACUCUUCCGGAUGUAUCUUCUAAACCAUCUGAGACGUUCCCUAAUGUUUCAUCAACGUCAGACUGCUCCACGACGGUUACUGAUUUCUCUUCAUCGAAGUCUUCAAAACCAGUGCCUGAUGUCUCCUCGAGCUCUAAGCCUUCUAAAUCGUGGGCCCACCCCGCUGUGUCAUCGACAUCUGAGUCCAAGAGCCAUCCUGGUGUAUCUUCUACCAUCGAUACAAGCAUCAUUUCUGGUACAUCGUCAUGGCCUGAGUGUACAUCGUUGACCACAUUCACCACCACAUGGACCACCACUGAUGAAAAUGGAGAAUGCAUAACCGACAGUGGUGUCGUGGUUAUCAGCUGUGACAAGGGUACUUUGAAAACCUGUGACGAGAUUCCACCAGUAUCCUUAACCACAAGCUGUGAUGAGAUUCUGUGUGUCACUUCCUACACCACGAUCUGUACGACUACAGAUGUGGAAGGUCGUCCGACGACUCACUCAGAUGUGGUUAUUGUGACUUCAGACGAGAAUGGUGCUGUUACAACGACAGUUCCGGUUGCAACGACCACCAUGGAAGUUACCAAAACCACCACGAUCUGCUCGGAAGAAGUGUGCUCGACUUUGACUGAAACAACGACUUUGACGGAUUGUACUGGUACAAUCUGCUAUAUUUCUGAAACCGAUAAGGUAUUUACUCUGACUAUCUGUGAAACAACAACUCCUGUCACUUACACCACCACGGUUUGUGAAACUGAUGCUGAGGGCUCUGUUGCUACACACACUGUCGUGAUUUGUGAAACAACCGACGCUGAAGGUGAAACACACACAUCGACAAUUCAAGAGAUUGAAGGUAAGCCGGUCCAUACUGUGCAACCAGAACCGUCAGUUCAAGAACGCCAUAUUCCUCAAACGGUCGCUGGAAAAGCCACCAGAAUUGUUGAUGACCAUAUUGCAUCUGCUCAUUCCAGUGCAGUUUUGGAAGUCAAGCCAUUAGCCACACUGGGUGUGGAAGCCGCUCCAAAUGAAAAUGGUACACUUCAAACAGUUGCUGGUGUUUCAGUGACUGCAGAGCAAAUUCAUCAGACCGAUGCUGGCCAUAUUGGCUCAACUGACGAGCAUCAACCUGACAUAACUGCAGAUAUUGAGUCUAUCUACGUUUCCAGUGAGAUCACGCCCAAGAGCAUCUCGAAGUUCGAAGGCUCUGGAGCCGUUUUACGUCUUGGUGUGGAGGUGGUGCUUCCUCUUGCACUUCUCUUCUUCUGA